AUGGGCAGUGCCGCCAUCAAGGAUGACACUAAUUACUAUUUUCCCCCGCACCACGCCAAGGCCGGGUGGUCUGGCCGGGUGGCCCUGAUGCAAGUGCUGCUUGCCCAGCUGGCUCUGCCGGCGGGACGCGGCAAGAGGAAGCGCUCGGGGACAGCCGCGGUCACCUCAGAGCGUGAGGGAAACAACGUCGGCAUCCCGCCUGGGGAAGGCACCGUGUCCUUCCCUGCGGUGACGGAGACACAGCCCGGGCACAGCUUCGUGCGGGGCUCCAUCCUGCCUGCGCUGGUGCCUGCCGGCCGCGGGGGCAGCCCACCGUGCCCGGGCGGGGAGGUGGCGCGGGCGGGCUGCCGGCGUGUGCCGGGGGAGCAGGGCGAUGCUGAGGUGGCGGAGGCGUGCGGGCGGAGCAGCCGUGCCGCCUGCCCGGCGCUCGUGGCAAGAGCUGACACCAUGAAGCAGCUGAUCAUUCGCACACUGCUUCUCUGGGCCACCGUGGGGCUGGCUGGGGCAUGUCCCACAGGCUGUCAGUGCCAAGACCCCAAGACCAUCCUGUGCGCAGCCAGACGGGGCCACACCGUGCCUCGGGGGCUGCCCCCCAAUACCCUCUCCCUCUAUGUCUUUGAGAACGGCAUCACGAUGCUCAAUGAGGACAGCUUUACAGGCCUGCCUGCCCUCCAGCUCCUGGACCUCUCCCAAAACAAGAUCACCAGCAUCCAGAGAAACAUCUUUCAACCCCUGACGGAGCUUGUCAACUUGGAUCUGUCCUCCAACCAGCUGCAGGAGAUCACCAAUGAGACCUUCCACGGGCUGCGGCUGCUGGAGCGGCUCUACCUGCAGAAGAAUAGGAUCCAGCACAUCCACACUGCUGCCUUUGACACGCUGGAGAACCUGCUGGAGCUGAAGCUGCAGAACAACCAGCUCCAGGCUGUGCCCCCCCUCGAUCUGCCCAACCUUCUGUUGCUGGACAUCAGCUGGAACAAGAUCUCCACCAUCACACCAGGGGCUUUCCAUGCUGUCAACAUCGAGUCCCUGAAGAUUGCAGGGCUGGGCUUGACGAGCUUAAACGAGGAGCUCUUCCAGACCCAGAACAACCUCCACGAGCUGGACAUCUCUGACAACCUGCUGGAGCAUGUGCCGGCAGUGCUGCGGCGACUCGGAAGCCUUACCAAGCUUAGCCUGGCUGGCAACACCCGCAUCUCCCAGCUGCUGCCAGAGGACUUCCACAACCUUCACAACCUCCAGGAGCUGGACAUCAGCAACCUCAACAUCAACACCAUCCCUCGGGAUUUCUCUGGCUUCUUCCCCAGGCUUCGGGCCAUGACGGCCGCUGGCAACCCCUUCAACUGCAUCUGCCCCAUGAGCUGGCUGGUGCAGUGGGUGAAUGCCAGCAGUGUGGUCCUCCGGCGGCCCGAGGAGACACGCUGCCACUUCCCUCCCAAAAACUCUGGCAAGCUCCUCCACCACCUGCAGUAUUCUGACUUUGGCUGCCCCACCACCACCACCACCAUCACCACCACCACCACCACACCACACACAACCACACUGCCACCGCCCGCACCAUUCCCCACCAGCAGCCACCCUGUGCUGCAGCCCAGCACCGCUGCUCCCACACCAGGGGCCACAGCCCCGCAGGCCAGCUCCACACUAGUGCCCUUCAGUAGGCCACCGGCCCCCACCAGCGCCCCCCCACCCAUCUGUCCCCCUCGCACGUGUCUGAACGGUGGCACUUGCCACCUGGGCACCCAAAACCUUCUGGAAUGCCUAUGCCCGGCAGGCUUCACUGGGAUGUACUGUGAGGUGGAGGUGCAGGGGACAACGCCAGCGCUGGCCACGCCAGCCCCACCACCGAGCCGACGGAUCAGCAUUGCUCAGGUCAGCAGCACCUCCCUCAAAGUGGACCUGCAGAACUACAUCCAGUCCAAAGCCCAGCUGAAGGGCAUCCGCUUGAGCUACCGCAACCUCUCUGGGCCGGACAAGCGGCCGGUGAUGCUGCGCUUACCGGCGUCGCUCUCUGAGUACACGGUGCGAGCACUGAAGCCCAACUGCACCUACCGCAUCUGCAUUGGGCCCUUGGGAGAGAAGGUCUCCAAGGAGGAGCACUGUGCUGAGGCCCAGACCUUGCCUGCCAGCCACCAGCAGCACUCGCCUGUCACCCAGAGCAAGGACAGCAACCUCGCUCUUAUGAUUGUCCCGGCACUGGCCGCCGCGCUGCUGCUGGUGGUGGUGGUGACUGCUGGCAUGUACUACCGGCGGCAGCGCCGGGCGAAGGCGCAUGCUGGCAACGGGGUGGAGGCUGGCCCGCUGGAGCUGGAGGGGGUGAAAGCCUGCCUGGAGAAUGGGGAUCUGAGUGGCCAUGGCCACAAGGUGCCGGAGGCAGCCAUGCUCUCCAGCGAGUGUGAGGUGCCGCUCAUGCAGUCACACUACCCCAGCAACAACAACACCCCAGGGCUCAAACCCUCCUAUUUCUGA
Indicator indicator is the source of this 2466-nucleotide messenger RNA. RefSeq names its product vasorin (gene VASN). Gene Ontology annotation, cellular component: plasma membrane. The transcript has 4 exons. Bases 1 to 2466 code for a protein of 821 amino acids. NCBI's taxonomy places the organism in Eukaryota, Metazoa, Chordata, Aves, Piciformes, Indicatoridae. Gene Ontology annotation, molecular function: protein binding. The record is from RefSeq and is a predicted model, not a curated record.